Molecule: messenger RNA, 786 nt
Organism: Staurois parvus
Lineage: Eukaryota; Metazoa; Chordata; Amphibia; Anura; Ranidae
Source: the annotation of a GenBank genome assembly
AUGGCUGAUGUUGCAACUUCAGUACUUGCUUUACCGUGGGAGGAAGAUGAGUGCCUGGAAUAUUACGGCAUGUUCUCCUUACGUCAGUUGUUUGAUGUAAUUGGUUCUCAAUUGACCGAGAGUGAUGUCCAUGCCCUUUCUUUCCUGUUGAAUGAAUCCUACUCUUCCACCACUCACCCCCUGGACCCUAGCAUCUGGACAGUGGAAGAAGCCGGUGAGAUGCCCAGCAUUGCCUUACUGUCUGCCUGGAACAAAUGGAACCGGUGCUCUAAGCCUGGCAAUGAUUUGGAAUUUGCUGAGAUUCAAAGACCUAAAAAUGGCAUUCAGCUUCUUUAUGAAUUGGAGAAGAGGGGGUAUUGUGCUGAGGAUAACUUCAGGCAUCUGCUCCAGCUUCUAAGGGUGUUGACACGACAUGAUCUCCUUCCAUAUGUCUCCUUAAGAAGACGUCGCCCUGUAUCCCCUGAGCGGUAUACCUAUGGGCCUUCCAUUAUGGACCAAAGAAAACAGGUGAAUGGAUGUCUUAAUCCAACAACAUCACAAUCCAGUGAAGAGAACUGGGAAACAGGCUCUAUUGCUAAAAAGAGAAAACGAUCAGGAAAUGUGAGACGGGGUCGCUGCCAAAAACCAAAAAAGAGCAAAGUGAGCAGUACUCCCGAACAGGCCGAACCCACCCAGAACAAAGUCACGUGUGGUGAGUACACCCAUGAAUUGCUUUGUGUGUUCAUCGGCUUGCUGAACUCUCCCUGUGAGAGGUUAACAUCACUCAUAGUUUGCUGUAAUUCAUGA